UACUACUAAAUGGGACGAGAAAAUGAAACUAAAAAGUGUCCCAUCUUCCCCCAUCUCACUGUACAACAAGGAAAGGCCACGGAAUUUAGCGAAGUUACGUAAUAUAGCCUACAGUGCUCUGUAUUUUGUAUUUUUUUCUUUUCUAUACUGUAAUUUUUACUGUUUAAGCUAAUUAUGGUUUGAAAAAGCAAAAUGAAUAUGUAGCUCAAGUUAUUAGGUAUAUGCAGGAUUCUGUAGGAUAAAUAAUGAAUGAGGUUGCGGGGUUAAGAUAUAUUAAGAACAAAUGCAAGAUGCUACCACUGAUAUUAUUUCUACAGCUUCAAUAUUCUUAUGUCCUUCCACUCACACUCAACAGCCUGGGGUGUUGGACGGACGUGACGCUGUCUAGAGCUAUUCCAACUAUGGAAGGGACCGAUCCGACUCUUUCAGGCAGUUACCGUCAUAGAACUGAUGCCAUCCAAAAGUGCGCACGUGUUGCUUUGGCAAGAAAUUACGAAGUAUUUGGCAUAGAGAACAGUGGUUGGUGCGCAAGCUCCGCUAACGCAAGGUCAACGUACAAGAAAUACGGCAAUUCUACAAAUUGUGCAGCCAACGGGGAAGGCGGGAUGUUUGCACUUCAAGUCUACGAAAUUAUUGGUAAGAUGGUGUUUGGACAAACUGAAAUAGAACUCGCCUCAAACAAACAAGUGGUGGACGGAAACCUAAUGUACAAAACAUGUUUGUCGGCUAUACCUUUUAAAGUGAGGGCCACAGCAACACCAAGCGAUCAAAAUUCCCCGCUUAGAUUCAAUGUUACCAUCGUCGACAUACAAAGAUACAGCGUGUUUGUUACAUUAAAACGAAUCGAUCAAGAUACGGGAUGGGAUAAAAUGCCAGUAACAGUGAACUGGGUGUUAAAUGUACCAGACUAGAUGUAAUUUAUUGCCGUGUGUACCGAACUUUCACGAUACUUAAAAAUCACAUAUCCAUUAUUACUGAGUUCAAUUAUGUCAUUACAGCCCAUGCCAAAUGAAUACAUUUGGCAGCCUUUUCUUGCUUUUGUAAACAUCUAUAUAUAUAUACCCUUUACAAUGUAUUAUUAUUUCUUUAGAUAUAAAUCAUGUGGGCCUAUGUACAAAAUUAUAUUAAAAUAUUACGAAAUCUAUUGUCUUAUCCAACCUAAAUUACAUUGAUGUGAGCUGAACUAAUUCAUGCAACUUGUUGGGAGUUUUGGUGGGCUGUCGUACAUCUUAAAAUAUCCCUUGGUUUCAACUAAUGCAACUUGUCGCAUAUAUAACCCGCACAGUACAACCUCUUAAACUUGGCGUUUUUAAAGACAGCACUUUUAUAUCGCCGGUGCAAAGUUUUGAAAAAACAAACGAAAUGGAAAAAAAUCUUAUUCGUGUUAACACACCUAUGUUAUAAACAUAUGUUUGUAUCGGAGUACGUAUAGUAAUUUUCUAUUUUUGACGUGAAACAACUGAGUUUGUGAACGGAUUCUGAUUUGCUACUAAGUCAUAGAUAACCUAAUCGGCAAUAAAGUAUAAAGUUUCUAUGUACUUGCCACGUUCGAUGACGUAAAUUUCGUUAGAGCGAAAACCGGUUUCAGACAUUUCACAAAACCUUAGUGACGUUGUUGGUCGAGUUCUGAGAGGAAAUAAGCAAUACCUGUC
Ciona intestinalis (vase tunicate) is the source of this 1652-nucleotide messenger RNA. RefSeq lists its product as uncharacterized. Lineage: Eukaryota; Metazoa; Chordata; Ascidiacea; Phlebobranchia; Cionidae. The record is from RefSeq and is a predicted model, not a curated record.